Messenger RNA from Corticium candelabrum, 3373 nucleotides. RefSeq lists its product as uncharacterized. The transcript is spliced from 9 exons. Lineage: Eukaryota; Metazoa; Porifera; Homoscleromorpha; Homosclerophorida; Plakinidae. The record is from RefSeq and is a predicted model, not a curated record. The coding region runs from base 1555 to 3162 and encodes 535 amino acids.
UUCCGCGUGUGUCCAACUAGUUGAUUAACGGGUUUCAAGCACAAGACUACACACCAUCAAACAGUUUCGGCUGAAACGACAACAAUGGAAGAUGGCGAAUUUCAAAAUAUCUAAAGAGUCAACAAACGCUGGAGUUGGAAAAACAGGUUUUUACGACACGAUCUCACAAGGAUUUCUCUGAGUCGUCGGCUCAACUAAAUCAAAAGACACGUUUACAAAGUGACCACGCCCAAUUAGGUUUACGUCAUGGUGGGAGCUGACUUUGAAUUCAACUAAUACGUAAGCAGCAACGUCAACACGAUACUUACUGACCACGUGGAAGAAGUACAAGCCAGCUAAAGUCAAAGACCAGCUUUGACAACGAGCUUCGACAGCUUGUCAAGUAUUGGCUUGCGAGGGCCCUUCGGUCGGGCCUAGCAACCGUAAAGAAACAGAAAACAACAAACGUCGUCACGCUUCAACAUUUUGAUUGCAGAUAAGUAUGAUGCACCUAAUUUUUUAUAAUCAUGUGCGUUUUUAGCGCGUUCUAUACAUUGUAUACAAUUCUCGCGUGUAGGUUACUUUCUUAGGGGCCUGUUAUUGUGCAAAUUUGCUCUGGGGGCUAUAAGUUAAAAUCCUGUGAAUUGCAUGGGUCAUGCACUAAGCGUUUGGGUCAUCUUCUGUUGGGAAGCCGUAAUUUUACAGGUUUUUUAUCUGUAUAAUAUAGAAUUGUAUGCAAGAAACAAUAUCAUAUUUCUAAGGGCUUUGCAUUGCUGAAAACGGCAAGUCUUGCUUUACUUGUUUUGUCAGUGGGUUGAAUGGAAAUGACCAACUCAGAAAUCAUACCUAGGCUGCACUUGAGCCCUGAAACAGGUUGUAUAUACUGUUUGCACAUACGGUAUGUAGGUAACCGACAGAUACUGCCAGCGACAGACACUAGGGGCUAGCGACAGACAGUGAGGGCCAGCGACAGACAGUGGGGCCAGAAGUUUUUAGCAAGCAUAUUAUGCAGGGGUCACAUAUCAAACUAUGCGGACCUUGGCAAAUUUUGCCAGCUUCUCCCCCACCCCCCGACACUUAAUAAUGAUCGGCCCCUUACCUACUAAUUGUUAAAAUUAUAUACACACAGCAAUUAGAGCACUGCUGCUACAUUUCGUAACAGUUUCAACAGUCAAAAUUUAGCUUGGCAAACAACUAUAGUAAAUAUAUGAUUUAUUUCUGUUGCACCUAAGUAAAAGGCUACUGUUCCGUCUUAAAGCAAGGCAUAUGACAGCUAACACAAUAUACAAAAUAUAAAAGCAAGGGCGUAGCGUGACCUCUAACUAGGAAAGGGGGAAAACUUGACGAUGCUACUGGACACGCCUACUUUUAUUGGUGACUGCUAUGGUAGAAUCAGGCAGAUCCAGACUGGAAAAAGAUGGUGUACAGCUUUGGUCCUCACACGCAUUGACAGUCCACAAUUCUUAUGACCAUGCACGUGUACAAAUGAUGGGGCUAUAGCCUGGUCUAGCUCAUGCCAUGCUACGCCCUUGGUGUCACAAGCUAAAGACGACAUAAUAUGCCCUUGUUACAGAAAUGCCACUGAGUUUGUUCACGAUCAUAGUACCAAGUCUUUUGCUUUAUACAACAGUUGCCAAGCUGUCGACUAAUGAUAAUCUCAAUAUGUCCUCCAUAUCUACUCGCUACAUUGCGAAUGUAGACCAUUUUGUCCACUUGUACUGUGACUCACGAUAUGAGAUCUCUCCUACAAGCGUAACGUUCUACGUUAACAACACGGAAAUACGCGAUGGUGAUCAUACUUACCAAGUCAGGAGCAAAGGAUCAUACUCCGUAAUGUUGGUAAUCAGCGAUCCCAAAUUAUGGAACACUGGACAAUACCACUGUACUUCCAAAAACAACGAUACAAGCAACACUCUGGAAAUUACAAUAAAAUUGGCUCCAAGGGACGUGAGUGUUACUGUCAAGCUUUGCGAGCGCAGUCCAGGUGUUCUGGAGUGCCCACGUGUGGACUCGGUGAGUUAUGAAAGAUGGAAAGAUCCGUCAAGACACAACAUUCGAAACAACUCGAGAGUUACAGUAACAGGAAACAUAGUACACAUUCACCAGGUUAGGAAACUGGACGAAGGUAGAUUUACAAAUGUUCAAUUUUCAACUCAGCACGGGAAAAUUCAGUGCACAAUUAAUGUCACAGUAAUGGCUCAGGAGUUCUGCAUUCCAAAGUCUCCAUUCUUCUUCACAAUACCAGCAAGUCCUUUACAAGAUAUGGAGAUAUGCGAUCACUUGGAGUGGCCUCGAAUAAUUCACCAACUGUUUUCAAUUCAGAGUUACGAGCUUGCCUGUCUGAAAAAUGAUGGAAAAUGGCAGAAUUAUACUCUAUCACACACCGCCUCAUCAUUUGACGAUCUGCCACCUGACUCUGAUGGCUACGGAUGCUGUCUAAUAGCCGUUAACGAGCACGGACAGAGUCCGUGUAAUACGUUUGUCCAUGUGAGUUGCCUUUCAAAAAAACAACGUUUAUCGCCUUCUACACGAUCACCAACUACAGCUCAAAUUGGCGUAAUGACCAGCAGUGUCAAGGUAUCUUCUAGAUCAGUUGCUUCUUUCAACUCUAAGACAACUGACAUUUCACAGACAUCAUUAGACACGAAACCCACUAAUACAGCUGCGAGUUCUUCUUUAGACCAAAAGACACCUUACAGUACCUCUUCCAGUUCCAAGGGUUUCCUAGCAACGAGUUUACAAAUCAUUUCUACUGAAUCUACAUCUGAAAAUGUAAAAGGCAAUAGUAGUCAAGCUACAGAUGUUGGGUUUUCAGGCGAUGAGAGUAGCCAUCUAGUGGUUAUCGCCGUCGUACUAAAAGGAGUAAUAGCACUUGCAAUUGUUAUCGGAUAUGUUCUCCGACAUUGUCGUUCCCGUUUCCGUAGACAGAAACCGGUGUUGUCUUCACCUCAUGAAGAAAGAGACCUACACAUUCAAACAGCAGAAGAUACUCAGGCGAGCACAGAAGAAAUUGUCAACGAGUCUUGGGAAUCAGAAGUCCAUCAACAAACAGAACCGAAAGAUGACCCGAAAUAUCAGGGCCAGAUUGAAUCGCUCAACUACAGAGUGACAGCCUUAGAGAAGGCAAAAAAAGUGGAUGAAGGUGUCGCAAUGGAAGCACUCGAUGCAACGUUGGACUCCUAAUUUGCUACAGCUCCUCUAGCUAGCCCACUCUAAAAAUGUGUGCAACUGCCAGCUUGCACCACCGUCAACGGUAUAUAUAUACUGUUGUUAAUAGAAGGGCAAGAAGAAGGUGCUUGAACACAAAGAUAUCAUAGUUAUGGAAUGGGAUGUUGAGAUGUAUUGUAUACAUACUACUAGUCUAUUAUUACAAGACAGCAAUUUUGCAAUUUAA